CCAGAAAUGCUUGAAGACAAGCCAUGAAACCAGUCAUCAAAAGCACUUUUCUGCAGGCUAACCAAUCCCAAGAAGGAAACAGUUACCUUGGUGCUCACCAACAAACAGAAAAUUUGAGACUGGUGCCAGAUUUCAGUGCUGCCAAAUAAGCUUUGGGAGAAUUCUGGUAGCAUUCUUUCAUUACUAUCUACUAGGAAAUGUCUAAAAUGAUAGAUAUGACCAGGCUCCACCAGGCUGUUGCUGUGGGGGACUGCAGUACGGUGAGCAGGAUUCUAAAGAAGGGGCUGUAUAAUCCCAACCACAAGGAUAGAGACUGGAAUGACCGGACUCCACUUCACUGGGCUGCAAUUAAAGGACAUGUUGAUUUAACAAAGCUUUUAGUAGCCUAUGGAGCCAGGCCCUGCUUGGUUACUGAUGUUGGUUGGACCCCAGCACAUUUUGCAGCCGAAUCAGGACACCUGGAAGUGCUCAAAGCCCUUCACGUACUACAUGCUGCAAUUGAUGCCCCAGAUUUUUUUGGAGAUACUCCAAAGAGGAUAGCACAGAUUUAUGGACAGGAGGAAUGCAUGGAAUUCCUAGAGAGUGCUGAAGUGGAAUGUCAAGCCUAUCGCUUAAUGGCCCAAGAGAAAGGGCUGCCAUUGGAUCAGAAAGAUGAAGAAUGGGAACUAAAGAAACAGGAACUUGAAGAGAGUCUCCCUUCUUUGAAUCCAAACAAAAAUGAAAAAAAGAUUAAGAAAUCUCAAGGCCCCCACAAGACUCUAUAUGGUUGGGCUCAUUUACACCGAGGCUCUUAUAAACAUCUUAACAGAGGAAAUAAGAUAGAUAAAGCUAUAGACCCUAAAAAAAUUGAAUCUUGUUCCAGGGAUGAGAAAAAUCCUGUUUCUAUGAGUUAAUCUUUUCCUAAGGCUUAGUUAAGAGCAGUGACUAUGUUAAUUCUUUGUUAGAUUGGCAUGCAUUUAUAUAGAUUGGCAUGCAAAGUUUAUUUCACAGGCUUAGCCUGUGCUCUCCAAUAAAUAGAUUCCCCUAAAUAUACCAGUGCUCCCCCCAAAAUAGGUAGCAUGGUGUUACAGAAUGUUGGCAUGAGACUCAAGAGGUUUUGCUCUUCCUAUAACUAGCUGUGUGAACUGGACAAAUCACUUGCCCUCUCUGGGCUUUACUCAUUUCCCUCAUCUAUAAAAUGAUGACAUUGGAUUAAGAUUCCUUUUUGCUUUAGUAUUCUAGGAUAAAAUAUGAUCUGGGAGCCUACUUCCUUCCUCAUCACUAAGGAAAAAGGUCAUUUUGUCUGUACAAGACAAUAGGCCAAAUAGGGAUCUGGACCAAUGGAAAGAACACUGGACUUAGAGGUAAGAGGACCUGGGUUUGAACCCAAUGUAAUAUUGAACAAGUCAUUUAACCUUUCAGGACCUCAUUUUCCCUCACCUAUAAAGGAUGGGGUUAUAAUAAAUAACCUCCAAGAUCUCUUCCAUUUCUAAAUCUCUGAUCUCAUAAUAUGUUUUUGUCUAUUCAGAGAAAAAUUGAAUAUUGCAGAGAGGGAAGAGUCCAAGAGUAUAGUCAGAGGUCUCUUCCAUUCCACUGUUCUACUUGUCUGAUGAGAAUGUGGAUUUGCAUGCCAUAUUUGUUGUGGUUCCUUAGUCAUGAGUACAAUUUUAGAAAAAUUAGGCAAAAUGUUGAAAGUAGGAAUUUGGUCCUCUAGAACUCAGAGCAUACCUAGCAUCUGCCUUAGGAAGCCAUUUUAAUGGCUCAUUUUUCGUGGAUCAUUCUGUAUGAUUUUGUUUCUCCAUUUUCUAGAACAAACAAUUUCUCCAAACUCUCCAUUAUCUUCAUUCUGCAUUUAAGAAUGAUGUUAGAUGUUGCUCUUAUGUACCUGCUGUGCUUUAAAUGCUUUGAAAUAAAAAUUUGAAAAUGCUUUCCUCA
Monodelphis domestica (gray short-tailed opossum) is the source of this 1914-nucleotide messenger RNA. The record is from RefSeq and is a predicted model, not a curated record. NCBI's taxonomy places the organism in Eukaryota, Metazoa, Chordata, Mammalia, Didelphimorphia, Didelphidae.